CGUGGGGUUCAUUGUCAUGGCUGAGGGGAUCCAGGUGUCCAGCUCAGAGCAACUCCCAGAGCAGGCCUGUAGAUUAGCUCAGCCCCCGCAGGGCUCGGGGCAGACACUGUACCCCCUCACGUCUGGCCUCCUUCUGUGGUUUGGCCUUCUGAGCAUCCCUUUCCUCCAAGAUGGACUGUGACUGGUGUCUUAUCGGGCAACUUAGCUUCUAGUUCCAGCUCGGCCGCUUGGCCGCUCAUUCACCAUGUGGCUGAGCAGUUUGCCGCAGAGCUGGCUGAGAUCCAGCUACAUCCUUGGGCUCACAGAGCCUCAGCCUCCCACUCAGGCCUCCGGUGGCCCACACUCCAGCCUGAUAAAGGCUGGGCCGCAGGCAGCAGUGCUCAGGAUGCCUGGUUCCUCUGGUGUUCUCUGUGGUCAUGACACAGCUGCUGCUGCUCAUUGUGGCUCUCCUGGCCCUGAGUCAUCUGCCUCCAGGGAGAAGUGAAUUUAAGCGGUGCUGGAAGGGCCAGGGGGCCUGCCGGACUUACUGUACAAGGCAAGAAACCUACAUGCACAUGUGCCCAGAUGCCUCCCUGUGCUGCCUCCCCUAUGGAUUCAGGCCUCUGGCCUUUAAGCCUUAAUAUGUGGAGCUGGUUCUGGGGCUGGCACCCUUGCUCUCCAAUAAACACCUGCUGCUGGCUG
Messenger RNA from Mustela lutreola (European mink), 681 nucleotides. It is a transcript of the gene DEFB124, whose product is annotated as defensin beta 124. Gene Ontology annotation, cellular component: extracellular region. The coding region runs from base 417 to 620 and encodes 67 amino acids. The transcript is spliced from 2 exons. The record is from RefSeq and is a predicted model, not a curated record. Gene Ontology annotation, biological process: canonical NF-kappaB signal transduction; positive regulation of monocyte chemotaxis; innate immune response. Lineage: Eukaryota; Metazoa; Chordata; Mammalia; Carnivora; Mustelidae.